Messenger RNA from Patella vulgata (common limpet), 1894 nucleotides. RefSeq names its product galanin receptor 2b. Gene Ontology annotation, molecular function: peptide binding; G protein-coupled receptor activity. Gene Ontology annotation, cellular component: membrane. Gene Ontology annotation, biological process: G protein-coupled receptor signaling pathway. The transcript has 4 exons. The coding region runs from base 1 to 1458 and encodes 485 amino acids. NCBI's taxonomy places the organism in Eukaryota, Metazoa, Mollusca, Gastropoda, Patellidae. The record is from RefSeq and is a predicted model, not a curated record.
AUGAUUUUAGAGAUAUAUGGAUCUACGGAUGUUUUAACAUUAGUUUUAAUAGUACUAUACCUUCCUGUGUUUUUAAUAGGUGUAGUCGGUAAUGCCAGUAUGGUUUUUAUCGUUGCUACGUCACGGCGUUUAAGAAGUGUCACCAAUCUGUAUUUGUCUAAUAUGGCCGUAGCGGAUUUUGCAGUGUGUAUUGUGUGUAUACCAAUGGCUGUGGGACAAGCUGUCUAUAGUGUUUGGAUAUAUGGGGAAUUUAUGUGCAAAAUGACGGCGUUUUUACAAGGAGUGACUGUUUGUGCCAGCAUCUUCACCAUCGCCGUUCUCAGUCUGGAUCGCCUUCUUGCCAUUAGACAUCCUAUGAUAUUUAAGAGGGUGGCUAAUUAUAAAAUAGCCGCGAAGAUGAUUUUGGUGAUAUGGAUUUUAUCGUGUGGUAUAAUGGCGCCAUUAAUAGUGUUUCGUAAAACACAAACAUUGCCGAUUAGUCCGAAUGAAAGCUUAUAUUUCUGCCACGAGGAUUGGCCGAGUCUUCGUGAUCGCCAAAUAUAUGACAGUUGCCUAUUUGUUAUUGUUUAUGUUAUACCCGGUGUAAUGAUUGCCAUUAGUUACGGUCUGAUUGGCCGACAGCUGUGGACAGAAGAUGAAGAUUUGAAACGAUCAGAGUCUGAAAUUGGUCGUGGAAUGUCGCAAAAGAUAAUGGCGGGUCGGAAAAGAGUGGCAAAGAUGUUGAUUGCGUUGUCGGUAUUGUUUGCUGUUUGUUGGUUGCCGUAUUACAUUGUGACUCUUUAUCUCGAUUUCGAGACACACAGAACGAAAGAUUACUUGGUGGUGUUACCAUUUACCAUAUUUCUUGGGCAUGCAAAUAGUGCUCUAAAUCCCAUUCUAUAUUUUUAUACAAGUCAAAGUUUUAGAAAAUAUCUUAUCAAAUGGAUCCAAUGUAAUAAAUAUACACAAAGACAAGAAACGCCAGUAAACCUCGUGGUGAACUACCCACCACAAGAUGGCGUAUUAGAGAAGAGAAUAUCUCGUCGUCCAAUCAGAAAGAUUCUAACCGGAAGCACGUGCUCUUCGAGAUCAAGUAGCUUACGGUUUUCACGUUCAAGUAACGCAAGUUUAAAAUCAUCUAAUACUUCUAAUUAUUCGUUAAAAAGAAAAGAAAACGCAAAAAAGGAAAUGAUCGGAUUAAAAGAGAUUCCUGUUAUUCAGUUGUCAAAUGACGAUCACCAUGAUAACCAACUGAACGGUCAAAUUCAAAAUACGAAACAUCGGAAAGCCAUAAUGGAUUUCACGCUAAGUAUUCCAACCACAAUACAGGAAGAGAGUUCUCGGUCUCGAGCAUCAAGCCCGUUUCAAAAUCCCUCCAUCGCUUGCAUACAGGAAGAGUUGUCAGAGAAAUUUGACACAGCUGCCACCGUGGAGGACAGUGCUGCUAGUGACGUCGAUAGAUUAGGUGCAUUCGUUUGAACGGUGUAAUAAAUCAGUGCGUUCAAUAAUGGUUGCAGACUGAAAACUUCACAGUGAUGGUCGUUUCCAGUUACAGAGAAGACAAUCAUUGACAAAGUCGAAAAUUAAUAUUUAUUGAUAAAAAUGUUAAUUGCAAAAUAGCCGAGUUGAGGUGCUAAAUUAAAUCAACUGUAAAACGAAGUAACAUAACUGGAAACAACAACGUUAAACUACAACAACUCUCCGGAAAUUUAACACAAUAAUAUUUCAAAUAGCUUCUUUUGUCCGUAUACAUUUACUACAAUAACCCAUAUCGAUUUGUAUCAGCCCACAGUAAACGGUGUUGAUUUUUGUCUACCCACAUUAAACCAUAUCGGUUUGUAUUGGACAGUAGUAACCCAUAUCAUUUGUACCCUCUCCCAUGAUAAACCAUGUCGACCUGUAACCACCCCCAGUA